Messenger RNA from Oncorhynchus nerka (sockeye salmon), 7462 nucleotides. Its product is annotated as protein KHNYN-like. Bases 307 to 3609 code for a protein of 1100 amino acids. Gene Ontology annotation, molecular function: mRNA binding; RNA endonuclease activity. Gene Ontology annotation, cellular component: nucleus; cytoplasmic ribonucleoprotein granule. Lineage: Eukaryota; Metazoa; Chordata; Actinopteri; Salmoniformes; Salmonidae. The transcript is spliced from 9 exons. The record is from RefSeq and is a predicted model, not a curated record.
UACUCCAGCCUUUAUGUUGUUGUGUCUGUAUAGUGUCUGUUUUAAAGCCCACAUAACUUCAGACAGUACUUUCUACAGUAGCCUAACUCUGUCGCUCAAUUCACAAACUUUCUUGUAUAAUAUUACCAACCUUUGCUGUCACUCGUUCACGUCGUUUUUUGUGUCACGGUACUUGUGAACUUUGGACUGCAUUGUUCUAUGAUUGCAGAAGGCAAAACCAAGUUAUUCAAAUACUAGAAAUCGAAACUGAGAGAAGCAACUUCGGGAAAAGGAAGAAUGAGUGAGUUUUGACAUCUAACCAGUCCCAUGGCGUCUGCCCUAAGCCAUCUCUCUCCAAUGUCUGUAAGAGUGAGAGAAGGAUGGAGUGAUAAUGGAAGAGGAGAGGAGCAGGUGGAGGAUGAAUUUGCGUGUUCCGGAGUGCUACGCGGUGCCCUGUGGUCCUUCCAUCUCUCAGUGGAGAGGAUAUUUGGGGUGUCCUUUACGAUCGGUAGAGAGGAGGAUGCUGUGUUACCCCAUGAUGGACAGAUCUGGCUCAAACUAAAAGGAGUGAGGAAGGACGCGGUGGCUGCCAAAUUGUUUGUGAAGGGAGUUGUGAACCAGGAGGCCCAGCAGGAGGUUCCAUAUCCAGGUGUCCUUCACUGUGUGUUCUGUGGAGCCCGAGGGCUGUUCAUGGAGUGCCUGAUCAGAAACACCUCUGCUUACAUACUGGUGGGUUCCCCAGGCUUCCUACUCAUCUCAGGACUGGCAGAACCAGUGGUCAGGGCCUAUUCCCUCAUCACAGACCUGGUGAAGAACUACGAGGUCACCCAGGGACGAAGAACCGAGCCUGGCGACAGAGGAUCAGGCGAGACCCUGGAUUCCCGUCGGGCCUUCAAAUCCCUGGUGGAGAGAUGGGAGGACAGGCACACUCUGGAUCUGCUGGUGCUACCAGGGGUGGUGAAGGAGACUCUACUGGAUCUGGUGAGGGAGUCUGGGCUGGGAUCCAACCCCGGUCCUGGGGGCUGGAACCUCAGUCUUGGGGGGUCUAGAGACAGAGCGGGUCUAAUGGACACUGAUAGCCAGAGACGAUGGGACAACCAGUCAGGCUUGGACAUACUAAAACUUAUGGAUACCAGAGUAGGGACCAGAGCUGGUGAGGCUAGGGACAUAGAGGGAAUGCAGGGGAUUUCCACAUCAAGGAGAAAACCUGUAAAUUCCACCCACAACCAAGACCCUGGUCUACGGAAUAUUGGGCAGCUUUCUCAACAAAAGACGUUCACUAGCUUACAUGUACAAGAAAGAGAGAUGGGCAAAGAUGGGUCACAGAGAGCGAUAGAGAAAGACGCAGCACCUCGACUUCCCAUCUUCCACUCUUUCCUUCAAACCGAGGUGGAGGGGCAAGGAUGUUCCCAACAGGAGGUAGAGGAUGAAGAACAGGGGGAGGAAGGAGAGGGGGAGAUGUUGUCAGUAGGGAGUAGGGAGGAGUUUGGGCUCUUGCUGAAGUUCUUCACGGCUAUGGGCUAUGCAGAAGAUGUGGUAAUGAGGGUCCUGGCCCGGACCGGACCCAGAGAAGUCUCCCAGAUUCUGGACCUGGUCCAGCAAGAACAUGACCGGACCGGUCUGGCCAUGAACCGCCCAGUGGAGAUGGAGCACACAGAGGUAGAGGAGAGGGAAGGUAAAGGAGUGAGAGGAAAGAGAAGCGGUAUAGAUGGAGGGAUGGGAGUGGAGCUGGAGGGAGGUGUGGAAGAAGGGGCGGGGAGUAGAGAGGAGGGGAGAAAAGGCAGGGAGAGUGGAGGGUCUAUCGCUAACCUGUCUGAGGAUUCACUGAAGGAAGGCAGGGAGAGGGUCGAGGGCGGCAUGGAGGGAGGCGAAGGGGGGAACGAGGAGGAUUUUGUCCUGGGAGUUGUGAAGAGGGCCGCAGCCAGUUGUGGAUACACAGAGGAGAAGGUAGCAGAAGUGUACAGUAUGUUACCUGAACUGUCCACACGCCAGCUACUCCUGGAGCUACAGAGGGAGGGAGCCAGAGAGACAGAAGCUGCAUCCCAGGACCAGGUACGAGACGAACCAAGAGAGGUGGAUGAGGCUGUCUCAGAGCUACAUAGAAAGGACAGAGCAGGAGACAGGAAGGAGGAGAGAGGUAGAGAGAUGGAGGCACCAUCACCGCAGUCCACUGCUACUGAGAAGAGAGGAGAAGAAAGAAAGAGUGUGAAAGGAAAGAGUGAAAGGAAGACCAAUGAAGUAGGAGUGACCGCGCCGAACCGAAUCGGCGAUGGUGCAGUUAAGGUUGAACCAGAUCUGGCUCAAUGGAAUGCCAUGACAAACCAGAUUCCGUUCCCAAUUCACAGUCACCAGAAGAAUCCCACACAGACACACACCCCCCAUCGAGCCAGCCCCCCUUUAGUCACAGGGCCGCCUCAGCCCACCUACCCCAACACACUACCCCCACAACCCACCUACCCCAACACAUUACUCGCACAACCCACCUACCCUCUCUUAUUUCCCCAUCAACUCGUUUACCCUCCCACCCAGCCACCCCAGACCACAUUACCCCCCACCCUUACCAUGAAUAACUCCUCAACAACCAGAGCGAAGGAGAAACGUGGUCUCUUUCCCCUAGCAGUAGAGGGAAGGGAUCUCCCAGCCCUAACAGCGGUGGCUGUUGAUAGACGAGUUCUCCCGACCAUGGCAGCAGGGGCUGUGGUGACAGGGCAACAGCGCUUCAUGGAAGGUCUCCAGACUCCAUUUGACCUCAAGCUGACCGACCAACCAGGAGACCCGGGACUCAGGAUGGUCAUUAUCGACGGGAGCAACGUUGCGAUGAGUCACGGGCUGGGCCAUUUCUUUUCGUGCCGAGGCAUCGCCCUGGCGGUGCAACACUUCUGGAACCGCGGGCAUCGCAGAAUCAGUACCUUCCUGCCCCAGUGGAGGCAGAAGAGAGACCACCGGGGCAAAGAGCAGCACUACCUUAGUGAGCUCCAGAACCUGGGUCUGCUCUCCUACACCCCCUCCAGAGAAGUCCAAGGGAAGAGGAUCAACUCAUACGACGACAGGUUCAUGCUGCAGCUGGCCCAGAAGACCGAUGGAGUGAUCGUGACAAACGACAACCUCAGAGACCUGCUGGAUGAGUCUCAAGUAUGGUGCGAAAUCAUCAAGAAAAGACUCCUCCAAUACACGUUUGUGGGGGAUCACUUUAUGGUACCGGAUGAUCCGCUGGGCCGAGGAGGACCCCACCUAGAUGACUUCCUACACUCCCAGCACAGGCCUCCUGUCCCAGGCAGUCACUCAUUUGCAGGCGUGGCAUCCUCCUUCCACUCUCCCCUAGCUCCAAGGGCCCGGACAGAGGUCCUUCAGUUCCGUGACUGGACACCAGGGGUAGUUGUGGAUCCAGAGCCCAGCCAGGCCAGGGGGAAUGGGCAGGCUAGGGCUGGACGCGGUGGCCCAGGGAUGGGCCUUGGUCUGGGGCUGGGAGUGAAGAGGAGUGCAGAAGAGACCUCCAGGCUUAGGGAGAGCCUAUCCCAGGUGUUCCCAGGACAGCAUAGCAUGGUUACUCUGGUGCUGCAGUGUAAUCCUACAGUGACUGACAUCAAUUCACUGUCACACUUUAUACUGGAGCAGGAGAGUGUAGACUGAGAGUAGUGUUUUUGUGUGUGUGUGUGUGUGUGUGUGUGUGUGUGUGUGUGUGUGUUCCAGAGAAGAAGAUGUAUUAAUGUAUUUUAUUUCAAUGUUUGAUUGAUAAGUCUCAGUUCAUAGACCGACGGGGCUAAACAUUGUUUCUUAAUCUCUUUGAAAACAGGACCAAAAAUCGAACCAUAUUAAUCUUAUGGACAGGGGUGCAACUUUCACUGGGUUUUUUAUAAUUGCAGUGUGAUACAAAACGUGGUUCCAGUAUGCUUUACAGUCAUGCAAAAGCCUCACAGCUGUCGGCUAGGCUGUUUUCUGGUUUCAGCUAGCUGGAUUUCGGUCUGCACAGUCAACACAGAGCAUGCAGACAGCACGUAUGAAGGCAAAUCUUCUGAAAGGCUGGCAUAUAGGACCAGCACAGGAGAGAUGAACAGAGGCAGCUUCUGUGUGUGUUGCAAUUUUUCUAAGAGUUGUAAAAACAAGCAGAACAGAAACUGGCUACUCCUUAGUUGACUGAUCUAGCUGUGAAGGUAACUGCUGUUUUACAUAAAUAAUAAUAUUCUCAGUGCAGCUAGUAGUGUAACUGGCAUGUUACGUUAGCUAAUGUUUCAUCACCUCUUGACUGAAGUGAAUGGACUGCUAGCGGCUUGUUAGCUCGCUAGUAUCUCCCAUAGCCAGUUCAGCUCUAGCUAGCCUCUAGCUAUCUGUCAGGUAGCAGUAUCUAACAGCUGUUGUUUGUUUGGAAAUGUUUUGUAGCUUUUGUUAUGUCCCGUUUCAACAGAAGUACAUUAAACUAUGUACUAUUGUACCAUUAGUUAGCAGAGCUAGCCAAAAGUUGGCUAAUGUUAGCUAGCUAGCUUUUUUUUGCCUAAAUCACAGCAGUCUUGAACCAACCGAUGAAAUCAGAGGCCAAAUGAUUGACGACAGAUAUUGUGAUGUUUUUUCAGCACAUUGUAUGUUUUUAUUAGUCAGUACAGCAAUGUAAUGUUAUUGAUCUGUCAGUUUCCCUAGCUAAUUCCCUACUUUUCACACUGACACAGUAUAAACAGCUCUACAGGCUGCACUGUCAUGGUGCACAGUCAGUACACAAUACUAUGCUCAUCAUGUCUUAGCAGGAUCAGAUGGUGACAGGUGUCCCUGCAGCAUUAGACAGCCAUGGAAGACUAGUCUAGAGAUCUCAGGUGAAUUUUGCAGUAUAUUUUAACCAUCAGUGAAUAAAUACAGUUCCAUCUUGAGUUGAUGAAUAGGCUAGUCUGGGAUCUGGGAAUAAUGGUAAUUUCAAUUGUUUAACCAUUGAUUCUAUUCUUGGUAUAUAUAUCAUGUAUAAAUGUACCCCAAUGUAAUUCUUUGUCAUGCCUCAUCUGAGCGGGAUCAGAUGGUGACAAGGGUCUCAUCAGGGUCAGGUAGCCAGGGAAGACCAGUCUGUGACGGAGCUGAGGUGAUUUAUUGCAGAUACAUGACUUCAUUAUCUCUGUGCAGCAAACACUGGACAAGCAAGACGCUUCAAAGAUUUGAACUAUUCUAAGACAGUCUGACAAGCCUUUAAAGUUGAUUUCCAAACUGUAUCAAGUGUUGAUAGAGGCUUUUCCCAAUGACACAAAACAUGCAAAACAAAAAUGUGAGGAGGCCUUAGAGACGCUAUUGAUGAUGAUGACUGGAUACAGAUAUGUUAGAAUGUUCAUUUCAGAAAGAAAUUACUGCACUUUAAGACCAUCCGUGGAACGUACUAUAUGCCAAUGAAACUGAAUAUAAUGCACUCAGAAAUGUAAUUAUUCUGCUGGAGGUGUAAAACACAAAAGGGGACAUAUUUGCUUAUGUUGUAGUCUUGUGAAGGCUGACUGAAUUCUGGCAAUGACUAUGUUCUUUUAUCUCAGGAUGUCUACAGAUUCUCACUUCCCCUUGUUUUUGUUUGCUCGGAAAUGUUGAUACUGGAGACUAUUGUCAGAAGAAACUGUGUAACCUAGCAUUUAUAGUGGCUAAGAAAUGCUUUGCCAUGGAAGGUUGGUUAUCCUCCCGAAAUGGAUGGAAGACAUGUCAAGUUAUGUUUCACUAGAUUGGAUUUAUUAAAAGAUUAAGGGUAUACUGUACAACUUUCAUAAGGUCUGGAUGCCUUAUAUGGAAUACUGACAAAAGGAGUCUGUAUUGAAAGCAUGCCCACGUCAGGGGAGAUACCUACUUAAGUCAACCCUAGCUGCUAGGCUGCUCAGUCCUGGCCAUGGGGGUCUGCCGUAAUGUUGGUUGUCUGGCCUUGGGCUAACAUAGCUGAAACCUAUAAGGAAUGUUUCCUAAAGCUGAGUGGAGUGUGUUGGUUUGGGGCGCAGCCGGAUGGUGGACCCCUAGGGGCAGGACCGGGUGACCCAGCUAUAUUGUGUGCAAGUAAAAAGAGCUCUACAUCACUAUUAGACCUUUUUUUUUUUUUACUAGGCAAGUCUGUUAAGAACAAAUUCACAUUUACAAUGAUGGCAAACUCGCAGCCAAACCCGGACUACACCCUAUGGGACUCCCAAUCACAGCCAGAUGUGAUAUAACCUGGAUUUGAACCAGUGACACCUCUUGCACUGAGAUGCAGUGCCUUAGCUUUAGAUGCCCCCAAAAAUGAGAGGACCCCCCCCCACCAAGUUAUGCCCCUGCCUAAGGAUAUUACUGCAAAAAUAGUUUGUACCCUAUUAUUUUAAUGCUUUAGGACACUGUUGUAUUUUGUGGAUGUGAUGACUAGUGUUGCUAAAUUCAAUGUACUUUGCUUUUAUUUAUUAAACAUAAUAUUACAGUAUGGUAAUAUAAAGUUGCUGAUGCUCAACUUCAAAUCAAACAUUUCAGACUGACAAUUUAGCCUCUCAACUUUCUAGAGUUUUCCCAGUUAGUUAACACUAUCAACGUUUCCCUUUACUGUGGGAAUUGUGAUCAAAUCAAUGCAAUAUUAGACACUGUCACUACAAAAUAACAAAACAUAAACUAUGCAAGAGAUUUUGGUAAUAAUGGUAUGGAAAUAAUAAUGCAGUUUCUUUUGUAAAGUGGUGUCUUGCAUUAGUCACCUUGUCUGAAGGACAAGUGGAUAAACAGGUUAAUUUCAAGCCCUGCAUGUUUUUUUUUUAAGUCUUAUGGAAUGUAGGUCUACAUUAAACACCACACAUUGGCUGCUUCUGUAGGCUGAACGAUAGAACAGCCAUUUCCAUGUUAAAAUGUUAUUGGAUGCUUUGUCUCCAUUGUUUUUGGUAGGCCUACAUUAUAAUCAAUUCACCACAGUAGCCUACUUGACCACUUAGGGGUACAGCCUCAGUGUUCAUGUUGGAGCGAACCAUUAAGGAGAGCUGAGCAUUAAAUAGGUCUAGUUGCCAGGCUGAAGUAGCAAGGACAUGCACAUUAAGAGAAGAUGACACCCAGGCCAUUUGACACCCAGGUUAUACUCUAUUUAUGAAAGAGUACAUUAACCAAGACAAUACGUACAUUUAUGACAGCUGGACGUACUAUGGUCAGCAGGAUACAGGAAGAAAGAUGGAAGCAAGAUAACUGAUGACUAACACGUGAAACAAGCAUGCAAUGCAUACAUUAUUUUAUUUUUAUUUUCAGGCCGUGAAAAGGGUUCUACCAUCGUUAUAACCUAACCAAAAGCAGAUGUGGGCGUGAACUAGCUCUGAGAUGAGACGGAAAUAAUGGAGAAAGGUCAAGGAAAGCUAUUUUCAUAUAGAGGGAGGGGACCUUAUUUGUUGUGCCAAGACAGAAUCGUAUAAAGGAAGGACUCUGUAAUAUGAGAAUUUAGUCUCUUUCCAUGGAGGGGCUCGGCCCUGUUAUGCUUGUGAUGGGGUCCUUCCAUGGAAGGGCUCAGUUUUGCUACUUUGUAUUAAAGUGUAUAUUGAAUUCACAA